Serinus canaria (Common canary) is the source of this 2771-nucleotide messenger RNA. RefSeq names its product WD repeat domain 45B (gene WDR45B). Gene Ontology annotation, cellular component: phagophore assembly site membrane; cytosol; extrinsic component of membrane. The coding region runs from base 400 to 1416 and encodes 338 amino acids. The transcript has 11 exons. The record is from RefSeq and is a predicted model, not a curated record. Gene Ontology annotation, molecular function: phosphatidylinositol-3,5-bisphosphate binding; phosphatidylinositol-3-phosphate binding; protein binding. Gene Ontology annotation, biological process: protein localization to phagophore assembly site; autophagy of mitochondrion; nucleophagy. NCBI's taxonomy places the organism in Eukaryota, Metazoa, Chordata, Aves, Passeriformes, Fringillidae.
CGGAAGCAGCCGCCGGCCUGUCCGCCUCGGCCCGGCGGGACUCGGCCGGACUCGGCUCCGCUCAGCCCCGCUCGGGCGGGUUCGGCUCAGCUCGGCCCGGCUCGGCUCCGGCGGGCUCGCUGGACUGGGCCCGACUCGGGCGGGCUUAACUCGGCCCGGCUCGGUUCGGGCUCCCGCGGCGGGGCUGAGGCGGGCGGGCGCCGCCAUGGUGUGAGGGGCGGGGGCGAAGGGGCCGAGCCGGAGCCAUGAACCUGCUCCCGGCCAACCCGCACGGCAACGGGCUGCUCUACGCCGGCUUCAACCAGGACCACGGCAAGCACUGAUACAACAUCCCCUGAGCAUCCUUGGCUUAUCUUUUCCCUUUAUUAGAGGGGAAGGCCUCCUCCAGAAACAGGGUGCAUGUUCCUCAUCCUGCUUUGGCAAGACAAAAAUAGCACCAGUCUUAUGAGAUGCUUUGCAUGUGGAAUGGAAAAUGGAUUCCGAGUUUAUAAUGCAGAUCCACUCAAAGAAAAAGAGAAACAAGAGUUUCUAGAAGGUGGUGUCGGCCAUGUGGAAAUGUUGUUUCGUUGCAACUAUUUAGCACUAGUAGGUGGAGGAAAAAAGCCGAAGUACCCACCCAACAAAGUCAUGAUCUGGGAUGACCUGAAGAAGAAGACUGUCAUUGAGAUAGAGUUUUCCACAGAAGUCAAAGCAGUGAAGCUGCGAAGAGACAGAAUUGUGGUUGUCUUGGACUCGAUGAUUAAAGUUUUCACCUUCACACACAAUCCCCACCAGCUGCACGUCUUUGAAACCUGCUACAACCCUAAAGGUCUCUGUGUCCUUUGUCCAAAUAGUAAUAACUCUCUUCUUGCAUUUCCUGGAACACACACUGGCCACGUGCAGAUCGUGGAUCUGGCUAACACAGAGAAGCCUCCUGUGGACAUCCCAGCUCAUGAAGGAGUCUUGAGCUGUAUUGCUUUAAACCUGCAGGGAACAAGAAUUGCAACAGCAUCAGAAAAAGGGACCCUCAUAAGAAUAUUUGAUACUUCAUCAGGGCAUUUAAUCCAGGAGCUACGUCGAGGAUCACAAGCAGCCAAUAUAUACUGUAUUAACUUCAACCAGGAUGCUUCCCUCAUCUGCGUCUCCAGUGACCACGGUACGGUCCACAUUUUUGCUGCAGAAGACCCCAAAAGAAAUAAGCAGUCAAGUUUGGCCUCUGCCUCCUUUCUCCCCAAAUACUUCAGUUCCAAAUGGAGUUUUUCCAAAUUCCAGGUUCCCUCAGGCUCUCCGUGCAUUUGUGCCUUUGGAACAGAGCCAAAUGCUGUCAUAGCAAUAUGUGCAGAUGGCAGCUACUACAAGUUCUUAUUCAACCAAAAAGGGGAAUGCUCAAGGGAUGUGUACGCUCAGUUCCUAGAGAUGACGGACGACAAGCUUUGACUGAGGGAGGGGAGUGCCCGGCUCAAAGCACUGCCUCGGCCACCCCGCGCCUUUGAGGGACAGGAUCUGAGUGUCCAGCGCUGAGCCAGAAGUUCAGCACAGCUCAUGGAGAAGCCUGGCUCAACAUGAUCACAAGCAGCUCUGAAGUAGUGGACUACAUAUGUUUGUUCUCAUUUCUGCAAGUAUUCAUCAUUAAAAUCUCUUUGGGUUACUGUCACCAACUCAAGUUUUCAAGAUGUGGCUUUCAACAAGCUUGUGCCUAUUGGGUUUCUCUUUAGUCUAAACUGUGACAUGACUGUAGCUCCAACAAGAGUGCCUGCCACAGGGAGAGCUCUGCAGGGCCUGUCCACACUUUCAGCUGGCUUUAGGAAAAGGGAUGUAAACCAGAAGAUUUUAGGCAUUGCUUUACUUUUUCUGCAUGGCUGGGAGCAAGGAACACUGGGUCAUGCUUUCUCCUCCCCUGGCACAGCUGAGGGAACAGAGAAGGUGACAAGUAUGGAGCAAGGGACACCUGUAGAUCAAGUCCUGCUUGUCCUCUGACCUGGUGCCUGGGGCUGGGUGGUGGUGGUGGUCGUGUGGCCCUGCCAGUGCUGCGUCAGGUGAGGGAUCAGCAUUACUUGUCCAAGGUGCCAAACUCUGAAGCAGCUGGAGGCACCUUUGGGCAAGGGCUGACCCAGCUCCCCUCUCCUGUGAGAGCACAGCAAGCACCCAGGGCUCCUGUAGUUGUAGAGCUGAUUCCUUCCAUAAUCCAACAGUCGGUACUGGUGUGACAGCUGUGAAACUGCUGCCAAACUACUGCCAAACUGCUGCAGCUGGGAGGCUGGAGAGGCCAUGGCCAUGUCCAGCACUGAACUGGACAAGGUGGCAGGAAGUUCCAUGUCUGCAAUGGCUUUAAACUUGCAAACUUGUCUUUUUUUUUUCCCCUUUGAGCUGUCACAUACUAUUGCUGCUGGCCCAGGGACAGGUAGGUUAGACUGAACCCACUGACUUGUACACUCUUCCCCAAAAAUUGUUGCCCUAUUUCCUGCUGACCUAAGGCACAAGCUCCUAACCCAGAACCUGAGAUAGCCCCAAGUUCAGCAUCUGUGGCACUGAACACUGGGGCAGGGAGGUCUAGCUCUUCUGAAAGCUAAUUUCACAGAUGCUUCAGCCCUGACACUCUGUGACUUCAGUUGCAAACUCUAACUUUGACAAGUCCCUUUUAGUGUCAUGUAACCUACUAAGGACUAACUUACCAUGUUGAUGUCAAGGUUGCAUGUUGCUUUUAUGCGUAUUUAACCACAGGAAUUGUUUUGCACACUUAUUUGUAAUAUGUUAUUUCUUUUAAAUAAAAGUGACUAACUUUGCUGUAUUCA